GUGAAAAGAGGCGUGAGCGUGAGAUUCUGAAGCAGUUUUUCGCUACGGCGGCGAAGAUGACCGAGAUAACGUCGGCGAUGGAGCCGAGUCACGAGGUCGCCGGUUUUGGUAGUCCGCCGCAGACAAACAAUCCCUUCCAGAAAAAGGGUUUCAUGGCGGAUUGUUGGCUGCCUUUUGAAAUAGUAGAAGAAAUCAUCUCCAGGGCUCCAAUCGAGUCGGUGAUACGAUGCAAACCGACCAGCAAACAAUGUUAUGCUCUCUGCAACGACAAGAGAUUCAUCUACAAUCACUUGAAUCUCUCCCAGGAACGAUUUAUGCGAAUUUAUUCUGAUAAUGUGACCCUUGAUAUCUUAUCUCUACCAGUUCCAGCUGAGUUCAAUUGUGUUCCUUGUACUCGUCUCUUGUCUGUUAUUCACUGCGAUGGAUUAUUGCUAUGCAAAUGGAUCACAGGAUUAAGAAACGUCAAUGUUGCAGUUUGGAAUCCGGUUUUGGGCCAAGUCAAAUUUGUUGAUACCAGUUCUCACUCUGCACUUAAUAUAUAUGGUUUUGGAUACGACGACAAGGACAGCUACAAGAUUUUGAGGAUUAGUGUUAGACAUAAUGAAUUUGAGAUAUAUGAUGACUUCAAGUCUAAACUCUGGAGAGCCUUUUCUGCUACCAUGGAUUGGUAUGUAUAUACCCCCGAGCAAGAAGUCUCUAUGAAUGGAAUUAUGUAUUGGCUUGCUCUAACAAAGGGUGAUAGGAUUGGGGCAAACUUCAUCCAAAGUUUUGAUUUUUCAUUCAAGCCCAUAUGUUUGUUUCCCUUGGAGUGGAGUACGAUUGAUGACUCAGUAGCCUUUUCAGCUUUCAGAGGAGAUAGGCUUUCUUUGUUUCAUCAACUCUUUGGAGACGAAACAAGGGAGAUUGAGGUGUGGGUCACGAACAAGGUGACUGAUGGGGUUGUCACAUUGAGUAAGUAUUUUAAUGUGGCUCGUCCUGAUCUCCCUAUCUUAAAUCCUCAUUUUAUGCGUGUUCCGACUUUCUUCAUCCACAAGACCAAUUCUAUCAUGUUAUGGUGCGAUAAAGUUGUAGGAGAGGGUUAUGCUUGUACCAGCUUGUACGAAAUUGGUCGGGGUGAGAUCAAAAAACAAGUUGAGACAGGACAACCUUUUAGCGGUGAAGAUGAACGUAACCAUUUUGUUAUAAGCUUUGUUUACGUUCCAAGUCUGGUUCCGGUUCCAGAAUAAAAUAAAGAGAGAGAGACUCGUGAGAUCUCAUGCAUGUUGUAAGCUUUGUUUUUGGUCUUUCUGUUGUUGUUAUUCUUGUGUUCCGA
Messenger RNA from Arabidopsis lyrata subsp. lyrata, 1312 nucleotides. Its product is annotated as putative F-box protein At1g77650. Gene Ontology annotation, molecular function: protein binding. The record is from RefSeq and is a predicted model, not a curated record. NCBI's taxonomy places the organism in Eukaryota, Viridiplantae, Streptophyta, Magnoliopsida, Brassicales, Brassicaceae.